GGGGGGGGGGCGCUGGACAAUGCGGUGCAUUUAGAGGAAGGAGCGAGCUCAUGCCCCAAGUCCAUUUCUUUUCUUCUGUGCUGUGAAACAGGCUGGGGAUCAGGGCAGUUGGACUGUGAUGUUUAAACGAGGCGGGGCUGAGCUCGUUGUCUCAAUUUGGACGAACCACCAGUAGGACGGUGCUGCCCCUCCGGAGCCGGAGUGCUGCUGCUGCUGUUUUGUGGGAUUUGGAGGAGCAGACAUGAAUUCAGCCGAGCAAACGGUGACAUGGCUUAUCACGCUGGGGGUCCUGGAGUCUCCCAAGAAAAGCAUCUCGGAUCCAGAGGCUUUCCUUCAGGCGUCUCUACAGGAUGGAGCGGUGCUCUGCAGGCUGCUGGAGCGACUCAGACCCGGGACGCUGGACAAAUUUUUCCAGGAGCCGAGGAACGACAGCGAGAGUCAGAGAAACAUCGCAGAGUUUGUUAAAGGCUGUGAGGCUUUCGGAGUGGAGCCUUUUGAGGUCAGUGACCUACUGCAGGGACUGAACUUCACCAAGGUUCUGAACUCCUUAGUUGCUUUAAACAAAGCCACUGAAAAUUUAGGCGUUUCUGGAGAUAGCGUGUGUGUUUCUCAUUCCUCAAAUUUAAGGAUCAAGUCAUUUGACUCCCUGAACACUCAGAGUCGCUCCUCAAAGCUGCUGCAGCCGCAGUACCGCAGCCUGGACAUGUCGGAGGGUAGUGGGUGUGGCCACUUGCUGGUCAAAGCACGCUUUCCUUUCCAGCAGACCAACGAGGACGAGCUCUCAUUCUCCAAGGGAGACAUCAUCAGCGUGAGCAGGCAGGAGGAGGGGGGCUGGUGGGAAGGCUCACUGAAUGGCAAAACUGGGUGGUUCCCUAGUAACUAUGUACGGGAGCUGAAAGGAAGCGACAAAAUGGCUGACAAGCCAAAAUCUGGGACACUGAAAAGUCCGCCCAAAGGCUUUGACACCACCAUCAUCAGCAAGACCUAUUACAAUGUGGUGCUGCAGAAUAUUCUGGAGGCAGAAAGUGAAUAUUCAAGGGAGCUACAGAGUCUGCUGGGUUCAUACCUUCGCUCACUUCAUCCCACAGACCGACUCAGCAAUGCUGAUAUCAGCCAUAUUCAGGGGAAUCUGGAGGAGAUCUCAACGUUUCAACAGAUGUUGGUUCAAUCUUUGGAUGAACAGAUCAAACUCCCUGAGACCAAGCAGAGGAUUGGAGGGUUUUUUCUGAGCCUGAUGCCCCAGAUGAAGAUCAUCUAUGUGGCCUAUUGCUCCAAUCACCCAUCUGCUGUCAAUGUGCUCACAGAGCACAGCGAGGAGUUGGGGGAACACAUGGAGUCAAAGGGGGCGUCAUGUCCGGGUAUCUUGACACUCACCACGAGUCUGAGUAGACCUUUCACCAGACUGGAGAGAUACCCUGCACUCCUCAAAGAACUGGACAGACACAUGGACGAACAACAUCCUGAUAGAGCUGACCUCCAUGUUGUCAUGACAGCUUUUAAAGGCCUUGCGGCUCAGUGUCAAGAGGUGAGAAAGAGGAAAGACCUGGAGCUGCAGAUUUUAACAGAGCCCAUCAGAAACUGGGAGGGAGAUGACAUCAGAACUUUGGGCCCAGUUCUCCACAUGUCCCAGGUCACAGUUCACACGCAGAAUUGCCAGGAAUCAAAUGAACGCUACCUGGUCCUCUUCCCUCACACUCUGCUCAUGCUCUCUGCCAGCCUUAGAAUGAGUGGAUUCAUCUUCCAGGGGCGGAUGCCAUUGACAGGAAUGCUCAUCUCCAGAAUCGAAGAUGGAGAAAACUUGAGGAAUGCCUUUGAAAUAUCUGGUGGCCAAUGUGAACGGAUACAGGUAGCUUGUAACAGUCAGCGUGAUCUGCAGGACUGGCUGGACCUGCUCACCAAACACACACACACCACACCUCCUGUGCACAUGCACACGCAUAAGCCUCAGUCUCCCUGCCACACGCUGCCCUCCCAUUCCAUCACUCCCUCCAGACUCUCAGAGUCCCGUGGGGGCGUCAGUGAAAAAAAACUUUACCACACCCUGCCUCACCUCUCCUCAUUUGAGAUGGGGCACAGUGGCAGCCCCAUGUGGGGACCUCUGGAGCCACCAAGCACCCCUAAACCCUGGAGCCUCAGCUGCCUACGCCCGGCACCUCCACUGCGGCCCUCUGCAGCUCUCUGCUUCAAGGAGGACAUGAGUAAGAGCCCAAAAAACAUGAAGAAGCUGCUUCCUAAGAGGAAACCAGAAAGGAAACCUUCAGAGGAAGACUUCACUGUCAGAAAGAGUACAGCAGCUCUGGAGGAGGACGCUCAGAUACUGAAAGUGAUUGAGGCUUAUUGUACUAGUGCCAAGACCCGACAGACCCUCAACUCAACCUGGCAAGGAACAGACCUCAUGCACAACCAUGUGCUGGCGGACACCAGCCUCAACGUGGUUGGUGUCCCCGGAAACCUGCCAUGUUCUGACCAGUCGGAAGACUCGGAUUAUGACAGUAUCUGGACUUCCCCUAGUCAAAGGACUGCCUCAUUUUCUCGCUCCAGUAGGAAGGAUGUUCAGGUGUUGUUCCCAGAGGAGGAGAAAAUUAUUGUGGAGGAAACGAGGAGCAAUGGGCAAACUGUGGUGGAGGAGAGGAGUCUGGUGGACACUGUUUACAGUCUCAAAGAUGAAGUCCAGGAACUCAAACAAGACAACAAGAGGAUAAAGAGGACAUUGGAGGAAGAACAGCGAGCCAGAAAAGAGCUGGAGAGGAUUGUCAGGAGAGUUCUGAAGAACAUGAACGACCCGACCUGGGAUGAGACUAACCUCUGAAAUCAGUUUGUCUGAACCAGGAAGCACUUGUGACUUUUCAAUGACCGAAUGACGAGAACUGAUCAGACUGUGUACACAACAGUUCCCAGUUAUUCUUGUUACACCUCAACAUGAAUCCCUUUGCAUUAACUUUAACCCUGACAUUGACCCGUGUGCCAAAACGUGGACCAAGAAGAGAUGCCUGUCAGCUAUCAGCGAAGCCAUCCCAACUGACCAAAAAGCUGUGAAGCCAUGACAGCUGGCUGGCAUGAAAACCCCACCACCUGCCAUACUCCCUGUUUUUAAAUGUGCCAUCAUUACAGCAAUGGCACUUUUCUGGUUUACCUUUGUUUUAGUUUUUUCUGUCUCUGUCUACUUUUUGAACAAAUUUCUACUGUUGCUAAGUCAGUGUUUCAUUAUACGAUAGAUCUAGGAGACUCUAUAGUAGUACAUAAGUUACACACCUCUCAAAAACACACAGCUCCUUUCAUUAGAAAGCAAAUAUGAUGCAAUUUUCAAAUAACAGACUACUAAGAUGCCACAUCAGAAUAUGCCUCAAAUGAAAUGUAGUCGUACCAGCUUUUACCUAAAAGAAACAUUGAUGGACUUGGCGUGUAAAAAAAAAAGCUAUAAAAAACCUCAGCCCAUCGAUCAAAACCUCUCAGAAAUCUGUUAUCAUCAGAAAUCCUGUCUUUUUUUCUCAGAAAUCUCUCAGGACUGAAACAUUGACACUGAAUAGCUUAAGUUUCCAGCUCUACGUUUUACCAUCAAAGCAAUAUGUGAAGGUGGACCAGAUUUGUCAGAGAGCUGAAAAUCCCAGCGGAAGGCUACUGCUCUGCUUCCUGAGCAGAUGUUUUAUCAGGUUUCUCUGCACUUAAGAAUAGUUUAGUUCAUGCUGGUACUGGAUUCAGUCAGCCAUAAACUAUUUUUAGCUCACCGUCAUCAUGAAAAGCCCCACUCAGGAAAUGUUUAUAUCUUUUUUUCUUCUCUCUAUUUCAAAGAGUUUCAGGCCUUCUGUUGUAGUCUGCACAGCCAAAACUGAAGAUAGAUCAACUCUGAUUAAAUAAAUGGAUCCAGGAUUAAAAAGAGCAAAAACGUCCCGUAACUCCCAUCAGAUGUCAAACAGAAUUAUGAAACUGAAAUUGUGCUGACAUCUCUGAAAACGGUAGGCCCUCCAACACAAUCACUGCCUUUGAGCCAAAUACAACUUUAGUCACAUUCAUCAAUCCGUGUUUGAAAAAAAAUAGAACCCAAGUUGAACGAUGUGAACAUAAUACUGGGAUAUCAAAGUGAUUCAAACUAUUUAUCGAGAGUGUCUUAAACGUGUAAAUGCAGCUGACUUCACAAAUCAGUGAUACUUAAAAGUGAGAAGUGCUGAUCUGGGCACUAAUUUGAUUUUGAAACUUAAUAACUAAUAAGUUUCAUACUCCAAGGCAGCAACUUUGAUCUCAAUCCGAGGAAACUGAACUCAUACUUUAGCUUAGUGAUAAAAAAAAAAAGAAAAAAGGCGGUAUCCCUGAAACGGUGGCCGGAUCACACAACUUUUCCCGCGUCUCUACCCUUUUCUUCUGUCUUGUCAUUCAGGAUGAGACGGCUCAGUGAUUUCUGUUUCUAAAGACCAAAGUCAAAGCAAUACUACACUGGAAUUAGUCUUUUUUUAUGAUCUCAGUUAUUGCAGAAUUAUUUCUAAUUUUUAUAUUUAUCAUUGUAUUUUUAGGAUGGUUUUGAUUUGUAACACUUAUUUUCCCACUUGCCCUGGCCUGAUUUGUACAUCCAGAGACAUGCUGUUGGGAGAACAUUCCUUUUUUGGCCAGUUGAUAACACUGACACUAAAACCACACUAAUGUAAGUUAUAUGAUCCAGUAUGCCGGCUCUAACUUAUGUAUUUAACUAAAAGCGACUUGAUGUGAAUGUGUUUUGUGUUCAGACGUCAGUGAUGAGGGUGAUUUCUAGUUGUUGCCAUGAUAAGAAUCAUUUGUUUAUUUAUGCGAUUUUUUUUCUUAUUGAAUAAAACAUUGAAUCAAGC
Molecule: messenger RNA, 4814 nt
Organism: Menidia menidia (Atlantic silverside)
Lineage: Eukaryota; Metazoa; Chordata; Actinopteri; Atheriniformes; Atherinopsidae
Source: the annotation of a GenBank genome assembly